AUGAAAACAGGAGUGAUGUGCUAUGUUGCGGCCCCAGCGCUCCCAGUUCCGCCCCGGGUCAUGGACCACACACCGGACCCGUUCUCUGGGCCGGGCGGGCUGCAAAGCCUCGGCUUCUCCGUCAACGCGUCGGCGGCCAACAGCAGCUCGGCGGGGGCCUUCAGCCUGUCGCCAGUUCUGGACAAAGUGGUCAACACGCUGCUCAUCGUGGUCCUCUUCAUCACAAUGGUCUCACUGGGAUGCACCAUGGAGGUGUCGAAGAUCAAGGAACACAUUACAAAACCUAAAGGGGUGGCCAUCGCCGUUCUUUCCCAGUAUGGCAUUAUGCCUCUCACCGCCUUUUGCUUGGCCAAGGGGUUCCAGCUGCCUGAGAUCUCGGCCGUGGUCAUUCUGAUUUGUGGCUGCUGUCCCGGAGGGGCUCUGUCCAACAUCCUGGCUCUGGCCCUGCAGGGGGACAUGAACCUCAGCAUCGUGAUGACGUCGUGCUCCACGCUGCUGGCCCUGGGCAUGAUGCCUCUCCUCCUCUACCUCUACUGCCAGGGCUUCUCGGGCCUGCAGAGCGCCGUGCCGUACGUGGACAUCGUCCUGUCGCUGGUCAUGAUCCUGGUGCCCUGUGGCGCCGGCAUCCUGCUCAACCACUACCGCCCGCAGCACUCCAGGCUCAUCACCAAGGUAGGCCUCACCAUAAUGAUGCUCUCCGUUGUGGUGAUCGGCGUGAUAGCCUGCGUGGAGGUGGGAGGCUCCAUCCUCACGGUGUUGUCUCCUCCCCUGAUGGCCAUCGGCGCCCUGAUGCCGUUCAUUGGCUACAGCUUCGGUUACAUCAUCUCCUCGCUCUUCGGGCUCAAACAGUCGGAGCGGAGGACCGUCGCCAUGGAAACAGGCUGCCAGAACAUCCAGCUGUGCUCCACCAUACUGAAGAUAGCCUUCCCCCCCGCGGUGAUCGGGCCCAUGUUCCUGUUCCCGCUGGUCUACGUGUCCUUCCAGCUGACGGAGGCGGCGGCGCUCAUCCUGCUGUUCAGGGGAGUCCAAAGGCUCCGGAGAAAAGGGAAAGAGCCGUACCAGCCAGUGACUGCAGAGGAGAAGCUGAAGGAGCUCUCUGAAGGCACUGUGUGA
Messenger RNA from Menidia menidia (Atlantic silverside), 1113 nucleotides. The record is from the annotation of a GenBank genome assembly. Lineage: Eukaryota; Metazoa; Chordata; Actinopteri; Atheriniformes; Atherinopsidae.